AUGACUAUUCGUCAAUUCGCCAUCUUUGCACUUGUCUUGUUUGCCAUUGUUGGGAUGGCAUUUGCAGCCGAUGAUGAAUCUCCCUCGAAAGGAGACUCGGCCUCAACUCCAGCAGGUGAAGCUGGAGCCGCGAAAGGAGACUCGGCCGCAACUCCAGCAGCUUCAGACGAAGCUGGUGCAACAGACAUGUCUCCCAGUGAAGGUCCAUCCAGUGAUGGCUCGAGCUUCAAGGCCUCUAUUGUUGGUGCAUUUGUGAACGCUAUGGUUGUCACCAUGAGGAAUACGAUCUCAUCCAACAAGAAAGCAAUUCGAUUCCUCAUUAACAACCUCCUGCGCUCUAUUGCCGCCACUAAACGCCCGCAACGAACCGUCUAUACCCUGUUUAGUGAGGAAUUUUGGUGCUGCAAGAAUCCUAUUCCCUUUGUAGUGGUUUUCUUUUCGCUCUUGACCCGGGAAUUGAUUGGUCGGAAUACAAAACCAAGAGCUCAUCAAGAUGUGGAACAUAGAGAAAGGUUGGAUCAGUGGCAUCAAUAUGCUUUACCUUCUUUGUUGAUGUUGUAUCGGGUUUUGAUUCGGAGGAGUCAUUGGAUGUUCUUGAUCUUUUACAUGGGUUGAAUCUAUUUCAGCUACUUUGGUCAUCUACAAGACUACAACCUCUCUCAACUUAAUCUACAGAUGGUCCAUCUUUAACUGAUGGUAUGGAUGGUAAUUUGAAGGAAGCUACUACUUGCUUUGAAUAAGGCACGAAUGAAGUUGAGAAAGAUAAUUAUAAUUUCAUAUUGGAUGUUAUAUUUUCUCCUGGUGACAUAUAUGAUGCCAAAGGAUGAAGGGAACCGAUGCGAACGACUACAAUCUUCUGGAAAGUAAUUUGGGACUCAUGUUCAAUUGAUAUCAUAAUCUUUUUGUUUUCUUUUAAAUCUGAAUAUUGUGCAUAAAGAAGCAACAAAAACAGAUGAAAGAACGGGGUCAAACAUUAAAGAGAAUAAUUAUUUUAACAACACAACUUAUGUAAGUUUUAUUCUGGUCUGUGGUGAGUAAAUUUCUUUUAGAUGAUGCUAUGGAA
Messenger RNA from Lactuca virosa, 1063 nucleotides. NCBI's taxonomy places the organism in Eukaryota, Viridiplantae, Streptophyta, Magnoliopsida, Asterales, Asteraceae. The record is from the annotation of a GenBank genome assembly.